AGGCGCUUAUCUUUCGAUCUCUCUCCGCCUCAUUUCAUUUCACCCCAGACCAGAACUGGAGAAAGAGAGAGAGAGAGUCACGCUUUUCUUCCAUCGAUGGGGUUCUGGAACCACUAAUUACUCUUCAUCAUCCCACUUCUUAAGAACUAACUAACUAAACUCACCUCCCCACCGCUUCCUAUAUAUAACCUACUCGAUCCAACUGUCGUCACCACUACCCUUGUCUCCUCCUAUCCCUCCUCACAGCUUUAUCAUUGUCCGCUUUUGCGACCCACGCCCAGUGCUUUCCACUCUUGAUCUGGUAUCCACUCCGCGAUGGGUUCCAACAGCGGCAGAACCACCAAGCUCGCCUUGGUGCCGCUCCCCAAAGGCUCGGUCUUACUUCCUGGGGGAACUCUCCGUAUUCCGGUCUCCAACCGACCAGACAUCGCUAAUCUCCUGGCCACCGUGCUGGACCGCUCACCGGCGGCGAAACGCGAUGGGAGCAUCGUCACCUUCGGAUGCAUCCCCCUCAGCUCCCCGUAUCUGAGCAAAGAUGGCCAACGGGUCAUCGAUGACGGGAAUCUGGAGGAUGACAAGCGGGAAGAAUACGACAUGAUCGAUGCCGGCCAGGCGCGCAAGGAGGAUCUCUUCCGGUACGGCACCGUGGGCAAAGUGAUCGGCAUCCAACGCCGUGCCUACGCGGAGCCAUCUCUCCUGGUUCAGGGAAUCCAGCGCUUCACCCUCAAACGAGUUCUGAAGGAACGGCCUUUCUUCGAGGCAGAGGCUGUCAUGCAUGACGAGAAAGUUAUUAACGACACUGAGACGGUGGAUUUAUUCCAGCAGCUAAGACAACUCUCGAAAGAGCUACUGACUCUACUGCGGCUGUCCUCACUAGUCCCUUCUGUGGGCACCCGUCUGUCGCCUAUCAUUGCUCGCAAGUUUGAGAUCUUCAUUACCAAGUCCGAUAUCUCCCACGCCGGGAGACUGGCCGACUUCAUGGCUGAUGUGGCCGAUUCCGCCUUCGAGGAAAAGUUACGGAUCCUGGCCUCAUUCGAUGUUCGGGCUAGGCUGGAAGGCGCCAUUGAGAUCUUGAGCAGACAGGUACAGAACAUCAAGGGCAACGUCAAAGUCACGGUUAUCCCUACGAAUACAUUCCCUGGCUCUUCGUUCGACAUCAGUCAAAUCGACCCGCGCGACCGUGAGAUGCUGGCCAAACGAGCAAUGGCAGGCUUGACGGGUCUGACGCCGCCCGGUAUGGCAAGUGGCCGGAACAAUGACGGGGACGACAAGGAAGCGAACGAAGUGGACGAGCUUCAACAAAGGCUGAACGAUGCUGAGCUUAGCCCUGAAGCCAGGAAAGUCGCGGACAAGGAGCUGCGUCGCCUUCGGAAGAUGAACCCUGCCAAUGCAGAGUAUGGCGUCUGCAGGAGCUAUCUCGAAAACAUCGCCGACAUCCCGUGGACCAAGGUCACUGAAGAUCAGCUUGGACCGGAAACUCUGAAGAAUGCCCGGAAGCAACUGGAUGACGACCACUAUGGCCUGGAGAAGAUCAAGAAGCGGCUACUUGAGUACUUGGCGGUGCUGCGUCUGAAGCAAACGUCUAACAAGGAUGUCCAGCGGCAGAUCGAGGGGCUCACUAAGGAGCUGGAUGCUUCCGAUGCAGGUGACAUUGAGAAGGAUAUUCCGAUGCUAUCGGAAGCCGACAGAGUUACUCUUGAGACCAAGCUGCACCUACUGGAGUCCAAGCGCAUUGGCGACAAGUCGCCAAUUCUGCUGCUUGUGGGCCCCCCCGGUGUUGGAAAGACGAGUCUGGCACGGUCCGUGGCAGCGUCCUUGGGUCGCAAAUUCCAUCGGAUUUCCCUGGGUGGUGUCCGGGACGAAGCAGAGGUCAGAGGUCAUCGUAGAACAUAUGUCGCUGCCAUGCCCGGCUUAAUUGUCAAUGGCCUGAAGAAGGUUGGUGUCGCGAACCCGGUGUUCUUGCUGGACGAGAUCGAUAAGGUGGGCGGAGCCAACUUCCAGGGCGACCCUUCGGCAGCUAUGCUCGAAGUGUUGGACCCCGAGCAGAACCACACCUUCACCGACCACUACAUCGGCAUUCCAAUCGACCUAAGCAAGAUCCUCUUCAUUGCCACGGCCAACUCCCUGGAUACUAUUCCUGCCCCGCUCCUUGACCGCAUGGAGACGAUCUCCCUGUCCGGCUACACGAACAUCGAGAAGCGGCACAUUGCCAAGCGACACCUUAUUCCCAAGCAGGUCCGGGCCAACGGACUCUCAGACGGUCAGGUCAUUCUCUCGGAUGAGGUCCUCGACAAGGUCAUUACGUCGUAUACCAUGGAAUCUGGAGUGCGUAACCUGGAGCGUGAAGUCGGCUCGAUCUGCCGGUCGAAGGCCGUGCAGUUCGCAGACGCGGGUGACACAGGGCGGCUGGAAGCGUACAAUCCCGUGGUGAGCCUCGAGGAUCUGGAAGACAUACUCGGCAUCGAGCGGUUCUACGAAGAGCUAGCGGAGAAGACCGGCCGACCAGGUGUGGUCACGGGUCUCGUGGCCUUCUCCACCGGCGGCCAAGGCAGUAUCCUGUUCAUCGAAGUAGCCGAUAUGCCGGGCAAUGGUAACAUCCAGCUGACCGGCAAUCUGGGCGGGGUUCUCCGGGAGAGUGUCGAGGUUGCUCUCACCUGGGUUAAGGCCCAUGCGUAUGAGCUGGGCCUGUCGGCGGACCCCAACGAGGACAUCAUGAAGAACCGCAGCCUGCAUGUGCACUGCCCGUCCGGCGCAGUUCCGAAGGACGGCCCCUCGGCCGGGCUGGCACAUACAAUCGGCCUGCUCUCGCUGUUCAGUGGCAAGCCCGUGCCUCCGAGCCUGGCCAUGACCGGCGAGAUCUCGCUGCGAGGGAAGGUGAUGCCCGUGGGCGGGAUCAAGGAGAAGCUGAUCGGGGCGCUGCGCGCGGGCGUGAAGACCGUGCUUCUGCCGCACCACAACCGGAAGGACGUCAAGGAUGUGCCGCAAGAGGUCAACGAGGGAUUGGAGAUCAUCUAUGUCAAACACAUCUGGGAAGCCAUCCGACAUGUGUGGCCCGACGCUCACUGGCCGGGUCAGCACCAGGCCAAUUUCAUUGAGAGCCGGCUGUAGAGACGACGUUCCGUGUUAUACUAAACCGACCAUUCGCAGUACACUUUUACCCCAUCGACGAGUGUAGAUAUUGCUUUUUGCGUGACUUAUACAGCCAGCGAGAUUGUCUCCUACAGCGAUUCUUGUUAAUAAUUCCACUCAAUCUAUGACCAAAC
This is a messenger RNA of Aspergillus homomorphus CBS 101889, 3263 nucleotides long. Its product is annotated as putative LON domain serine protease. Gene Ontology annotation, cellular component: peroxisomal matrix. The transcript is spliced from 3 exons. The record is from RefSeq and is a predicted model, not a curated record. Bases 316 to 3108 code for a protein of 930 amino acids. Gene Ontology annotation, biological process: protein quality control for misfolded or incompletely synthesized proteins; protein targeting to peroxisome; protein catabolic process. NCBI's taxonomy places the organism in Eukaryota, Fungi, Ascomycota, Eurotiomycetes, Eurotiales, Aspergillaceae. Gene Ontology annotation, molecular function: ATP hydrolysis activity; ATP binding; serine-type endopeptidase activity.